Molecule: messenger RNA, 645 nt
Organism: Candida dubliniensis CD36
Lineage: Eukaryota; Fungi; Ascomycota; Pichiomycetes; Serinales; Debaryomycetaceae
Exons: 1
Coding region: 1-645 (214 amino acids)
Source: RefSeq, a predicted model, not a curated record
AUGGAAUUCAAGGAUAUCUUUAUUCAAAUUGGAACUAUAAUUGUGUUUUUACUAGAGUUUUUCUUUAGAAAUUCCAUAACAUUAAUUGUUCAUGCUCAUAAGAAUUACCCAGACAUCACUAAUGUUAUAUUUUUCAUUAUCGGAUUGUACAUUAUAUAUAAGAUGCUAGUUAAAACCCUUAGAUCCUGGAUCAAUUUUAUGAUAUUCACAAUCAAGACUAUAUUUGUUUUGUUUUUCAUACUUCUUGUAUUUGUUAUAUAUUUACGUGGUUGGGAAACAUUCAUCUAUCAGGAUGUCCCAUUUUUGAAAAAAUCCUUUAAUCACUUGAGGGCAGUUAAUGACAGUACGACAAAGAAUGGAGGAUUUGGAUUUAAUAAUAUUUUAAAUUUUGCCACCCAAUUUAAUUUGAACGAUAUCAAAUCGAUAUUUAGCAAUGUUGAAGAGAACAUUAAAGAAAACUUGGAUGAAUCAUCAGAAUAUUUCGAAUACAUUAAUAGUAAAUUUGGUAAUGAAAAUGGGAACGAGCCUGAUUAUGAGAAUAUCCAGAAACUAGUAGAAGAAGGUAUUGGUUAUUUACAGGAAAAUGUUGACUUGAAUGCAUUACGAAACAAUAUUCAGGACAUAUUGAAUCACAAUCAAAAUUAG